Messenger RNA from Arabis nemorensis, 1431 nucleotides. Lineage: Eukaryota; Viridiplantae; Streptophyta; Magnoliopsida; Brassicales; Brassicaceae. The record is from the annotation of a GenBank genome assembly.
AUGGCUCCUGUCUCGUUACCUCCAGGUUUCAGAUUCCAUCCGACGGACGAGGAGCUAAUUACUUACUAUCUAAAAAGAAAGAUCAACGGUCUAGAAAUCGAACUUGAGGUUAUCGCUGAAGUUGAUCUCUACAAGUGUGAGCCAUGGGACUUACCAGGGAAAUCCUUGCUUCCGAGCAAAGAUCAAGAAUGGUACUUCUUCAGCCCACGGGACCGGAAGUAUCCCAACGGUUCAAGGACAAACCGGGCAACCAAAGGAGGAUACUGGAAGGCCACGGGUAAAGACCGCCGGGUUAGUUGGAGAGACCGAGCCAUUGGAACCAAGAAGACAUUGGUUUACUACCGUGGACGCGCACCACAUGGUAUUAGAACCGGUUGGGUCAUGCAUGAAUACCGACUCGAUGAAACCGAAUGCGAGCCUUCGGCAUACGGCAUGCAGGACGCAUAUGCACUUUGUCGUGUGUUUAAAAAGAUUGUGAUUGAAGCUAAGCCAAGAGAUCAGCAUCGGUCUUACGUCCACACGAUGUCGAAUAUGAGCGGCAAUUCGAGUUUUGACGCUUGUUCGGAUCUAGAGAUCAGUUCAACUACUCAUCAAGUCCAAAACGCAUUCCAACCUCGAUUUGGAAACGGGCGUUUUAACUCAAACGCAAUCAGAAACGAAGACUGGUCACAAUACUACGGUUCUUCUUAUGCACCGUUCCCUACUCCAUAUAAGGUUAAUAAUGAGAUAGAAUGCUCAAUGUUACAACACAACAUAUCCCUACCACCAUUGCGUGUAGAGAACUCUGCGAUUAGCGAUUGUGAUUUCUUCACGAGUAUGACUCGCAACAACGAUAAUGGCGUUUCGGAGGACUUCACUUUCGCUGCAAGUAACUCCAACCUUUAUAAUAACAUUGAUGAUCAAGUGAUACACAUUGGUAACUAUGAUGAACAAUUAACAAUGUCAAAUCAUCAUAUGAACCAGGGUUUCACCGAAGAGCAGAGGAUCAUAUCGUGUUUGGAUGAUACUGAACAAGAUCUUGGAUUGCAUGGAAACAAUAUCAAUAAUAACAUAGAUAUCGAUGAAUUUUUCUCGUUUGAUAUGUAUAACGAGGAAAAUGGAAAUCGUAUCGAAGACAAUGAAGAUGUGAAUACAAAUGAAACCUUAGAUUCAUCGGGAUUUGAGGUGGUUGAAGAAGAAACUAAGCUUAACAACCAAAUGCUCAUCUCCACAUAUCAAACAACGAAGAUUCUAUAUCACCAAAUCGUACCUUCUCACACCUUGAAAGUUCACAUCAAUCCUAUUAUUCACAAUGUGGAAGAGAGGACAUUGUUCAUUGAAGAGGACAAAGAGUCUUGGUUAGUAAGAGCUGAGAAGAUCACGAAGACAAAACUAACACGUCUUAGUUUACUGGCUCAGCAAUAUUACAAAUGUCUUGCGAUUUUUUUCUAA